CUGGCCGGUGCUGUGCCUCCGCACGUUUGGAAGUUAGGGGCUGGAGGGGCCUGGUCCGGUUACAGCUUUCGCCCCUUUUUCUACCAGCCCUCCCUCCAGGUCUGUCCACAGUUUGCAGCCUCACUUCCCCACCCGGGCCGCCGCUGGAACUCACGUAGCCUUAAAGAAGAGGCCCUCAGAAGGUUCUCUUAAGAAGAUAAAGUAGUGGAAACGAGUCUCCUGAGCUUUUCUGGCCCUAAAUGGCUGCAGAAUCAAGGAAGUCUUCAGCCCCAUCCCCACCAGACCAGGCUCCUGAAGAGGACCUUGUAAUCAUCAAGGUAGAGGAAGAUCAUGGUUGGGACCAGGAGUCAAGUCUACAUGAAAAUAACCCUCCUGGCCAAGAGCUGUUCCGCCUGCGCUUCAGGAAGUUAUGCUACCAAGAGACACUAGGACCCCGAGAAGCUCUGAUCCAACUCCGAGCACUUUGCCACCAGUGGCUGAGGCCAGAUUUGAACACCAAGGAGCAGAUCCUGGAGCUGCUGGUGCUGGAGCAGUUCUUGACCAUCCUGCCUGAGGAGCUCCAGACUCUGGUUAAGGAACAUCAUCUAGAGAAUGGAGAGGAGGUGGUGACUCUAUUGGAGGAUUUGGAAAGGCAAAUUGAUAUACUGGGACGGCCAGUCCCUGCUCGUGCACAUGGACAUAGGGUACUCUGGGAGGAGGUCGUGCAUUCCAAAUCUGCACCAGAGCCUCCGGAUACUCAGCUCCAACCUGUGGCAACCCAGCACGAAUCUCCAGUGCUCCAAGGGCCACAAGACAGAGCCAUAUCUGCUUCACAGAGUCCUACUCCUUCCCAGAAAGGAAGUCCUCGAGACCAGGAGAUGAGAGCUACACUUCUUACAGCAGGGUUCCAGACUUUGGAGAAGAUUGAAGACAUGGCUGUGUCCCUAAUUCGAGAGGAAUGGCUUCUUGAUUCAUCACAGAAAGAUCUGAGUAGAGAUAACAGGCCAGAGAAUUACAGAAACAUGUUCUCCCUGGGUGGUGAGACCAGGAAUGAGAACAGGGAAUUAGCUUCAAAACAGGUAAUAUCUACUGGAAUCCAACCACAUGGAGAGACAGCUGCCAAGUGCAACGGGGAUGUUAUCGGGGGUCUUGAGCAUGGAGAAGCCCGAGACCUUCUGGGCACAUUAGAGAGGCAGCGGGGAAAUCCCACCCAAGAGAGACGACAUAAAUGUGAUGAAUGUGGGAAGAGCUUUGCUCAGAGUUCAGGUCUUGUUCGCCACUGGAGAAUCCACACUGGGGAGAAACCCUAUCAGUGUAAUGUGUGUGGUAAAGCCUUCAGUUACAGGUCAGCCCUUCUUUCCCAUCAGGAUAUCCACAACAAAGUAAAACGCUACCACUGUAAGGAGUGUGGUAAAGCCUUCAGUCAAAACACAGGCCUGAUCCUGCACCAGAGAAUCCAUACUGGGGAGAAGCCGUAUCAGUGCAAUCAGUGUGGGAAGGCUUUCAGUCAGAGUGCGGGCCUUAUUCUGCACCAGAGAAUCCACAGUGGGGAGAGACCCUAUGAAUGUAAUGAGUGUGGGAAAGCUUUCAGUCAUAGCUCACACCUCAUCGGACAUCAGAGAAUCCACACUGGGGAGAAGCCCUAUGAGUGUGAUGAGUGUGGGAAAACCUUCAGGCGGAGCUCACAUCUUAUUGGCCAUCAGAGAAGCCACACUGGGGAGAAACCCUACAAAUGCAAUGAGUGUGGGAGGGCCUUCAGUCAAAAGUCAGGCCUUAUUGAACAUCAGAGAAUCCACACUGGAGAAAGACCCUAUAAAUGUAAAGAAUGUGGGAAAGCUUUCAAUGGGAACACUGGCCUCAUUCAGCAUCUGAGAAUUCACACAGGGGAGAAGCCCUAUCAAUGUAAUGAGUGUGGGAAAGCCUUUAUUCAGAGGUCAAGUCUCAUUCGACAUCAGAGAAUCCACAGUGGAGAAAAGUCUGAAUCUACGGGAGUUUAGGAAAAAACUUUAGUCAUAGAUUGGGCAUUAUUCAGCAUUAGAGGAACCAUGUGCUAGUGAGAGGUCUUUCAGUGUAACAAAAAGGCAGAAAGUUCAGCAUCAUUACAACCUUAUCUAGGGUCAGAAUUGAUAGUGGUGACAAAGUUAGAAUAGCUCUUCAGUAGUUUGGGCACAGUGCCUUGAUGCAGGUUGAUUAGCUUGACUAUCUUGGGAGGUGUCUGAUGGAGUGGAGCUCCUGAUGGCCUAAGGUAUCCUUUAGAAGCUUAAAAUAGCAUUAGAGCAAGUUGCUCGUCACGGCUUGAGGCACUUAACUUUGUCUUUUUGGUGAGUAGCUAUAGGUUUGAGAGAGGCUACUCCUCCUAGUUCCUCUGUUUCUUCCCAUCUGUGAUCCCUUCUCCCAUUUAUUCCCCUAAAGGUGCACUUGUGCUCCUAAUCUGACCUAAGAAGCUGCUUUAGAGUUUGAAGCAGCCUCUGUGUGAGACUUAUAUUUAGCUUUCUAAGAUCCUAGUUCUAGGGAAAUUUUUACAGACAUCUCAUGUAUUUAUGCUUAAGUGUGCAUUUUAUUUUAUUCUAAUGCUCCUGAUAGUGGAAAUCCAUAUUCCCAUGCAAACUCAGAAUGCUAUAUUUUUAACAGCACUCCAGCAUUUUUCUUCAUAUAUCACCUUCACUGACUCCACUGAGUCAUUGAGCAUCCAUACGUAUCCUUCACCACUCCCAGUCCCAGUACCUGUGUCAGCGAGGAAGUGGACGCAUUAGUGAUGGUUGUGGGAAUGAUGCAGAGAAAGAGGUGAGUGGAGACUCAGCCCCGCUGCUCUUGAGCUUGGAUGGUUGUGCCUUUUGGUGACUUCUGACUCUGCUUUCCACCUUCCCACUGUACACUGUGGUACAAAUAGGUGUUUACACUAUCCUCGUUAAGGCAUCACAUGGGGAAAAAAAAGGAGACAGGUGCUUGAAGAAGACAUAAAAAUCCUUACAAAGAAUGUAUACUCAUCUCUUUUGGCCCAUUACGGUACCACUCUCUCAGGGGUCUGCACAAACCCCCUGACUAGAUGGUCUACACUCUUGUCUUUACCCUGGACCCACCUCCUUAGAUGGCCUCAGUACCUCCCUCAUUCUUCAUCUCUUUCUUGCCAUAUCUACAGCGGUAAUCAGUUGAAUACUUCACUUCACAGUUCCUCAUUCUUCUGAAUUCUGGUGCACUCCAUCUGUAAUCCAGCAAAGACACAGUAUUAAACUCAUCAUCACCAAGCACUAUAUUUCAUCUUUGAAGCUUUCAAUAUACCAGGGGAUAUUGUAUAAAGUAAUGAGGCUGGUUUAAAGUAACACCUACAACUUCCAGAAGAAUCCAAAUAUGGGUUGUCCUUUAAACUGGGCAGUUCUAGCUAUUCCAGUAGUGCUAUUAUUCCAAGUGCUACCACUCCUCUAGAUAUUUGGAACAUUCUCAAGGUUCCUAUUUAAUAGACCAUACAAGAAAACUCUAUUACUCUUGAAUUUCAUCUCAUUUUUGACCACUUGAUUACUCACUUAUUCACCAUAUUUGGAAUUGAAUAACUUUUGGCUGUUUCCAAAAUCAGCUGUCAGAAUUGGAAUUAAUUCCAUUAAUCCUAUCCAGAAGAAAAUGAUACACAUUGUGAUGAAAAUUCCAAGAGAAAUUAUGAAAUUUCACACUGUGACUAUCAUGAACAGGGACAGCUUUCUAAUCAUGUUGUUUUAUGAUUGAUGUUUUCAAAAAUCAGUUAUAAAAUCAGGUAUCAUAGAGGUCCACCUUUUGGAUCAUAAAUUCCUUCCCUAUAACAUCCCUUCCCUACCCCAGUAUGGCCCAUAUUGACCACUAAUAACAUCAGGGUUAUCUACAUCUAUUUCAUUGAACCAUUGGUACCCACUUGUCAUUCGUCAUCCUGGUUUCCUUGGUUAACUUCUUCAAAACAAUGCUUUUCAGUAUCCUUUAUUUUCUUAUCUUCCCUCCUCCCUCCUCCCUCCUCCCUCUCCCUCUUUUUGGCCUAUAGAUUACUAUUCCUAAUUCCCUGGUACUUGAAAUUACAAGAAACCAGAAAUAAAUCUAGUUGUCUCUAGAUCCUUGCUCUCCACUUUAGUUGUGCCUUAUUGUCCUUAAGAUACUAAUUCUACCUGAGGCAAAUGCUACCUGUGUACAGAUAUUACAUAGGAUGAGUACAUUGUCAGGGAGAGAGUAUGUGUGUGUGUGCAUGUGCAUGUAUACACACACUCCUCCCAUGUAUUGAUAGUUUAGGGGAACAGUUGUCUCCUAUUCCAGUGAAAGCUCUCAGCAGAGUACCAUAUUGAAAUGACUGUAGAUGUACCAGUUAACAUCUCUACUCAGAGUAAUGUGUAGCCAGACUUAAAUCUCAGAAUUACUAAUAUCUGGCAGAAAUUUAAAGAAAAUAUGACCAGAAAGAUUACUAUUUUACUGGGAUGCAUGUGAGAAAAGAAUAUGACUUGAAAGAACGAUAUAUACCAAGGCUGAUUCAGCACACCUAUAGAGAUAGCCAAGUAGUAUAAGACAGUAGAAAAAGGCUAUUGUUUCUUUGGGGGCAUAAGUAGAAGCCCAUUCUUGGUCUCCUGUUUUCACUCUUAGCAUUAGAAUAUUGUUGAUCACUCUGUAUGACCUUAUUUUGCUCCUAACUAUGAGUGACAUGCACUAAGUUCCUUUAUCCUGCAUAUUCUGUUUUUAUGCUCUUAAUCUGAAAUGAACUGUUCACCAGUACUUUCUUCUCCCAUCCUCAGCUUUUCAUUUUAGGACCUGGUGUAAUAAAGUGGUUCUUCCGUAACUGUUGCGAUCCAGCAUAGUCCUAGUAGAGACAUCUUAGGUUUCAAAGAUUUUCUCCAUUGAGUAAGGUGGCAGUGCUAGAAUGCAGUGAUUGAUUCCCAUAUGGGAACAGUUUUACUCUUGGUUCUGAGGCUCUAGAUAAUAAUAGCUGACAUUUAUUGAGCACUCACUAUGUGCCAAACCCAGUGUUACAUAUUUCUUAUGCUUAUGGUAGAUAUUGUAUACUCCACUGUAUGGAUGAGGAAACUGAGGCUUAGAGAGCUGAAUGAGUUGAUCAAGAUCACAACUAGUAAGUGAUAGAGCAGGGAUUCUAACCUACAUAGUCUGAUUCUCAAGCCUGUGCUCCUGACAGCUGGUCUGCUGUGUCUCUAAUGAACACCCUAACCCUGGCCAGCCAUUUAAAAAUUAUGUAUUCCUGGGCUUCCCUGGUGGCGCAGUGGUUGAGAGUCCGCCUGCCGAUGCAGGGGACAUGGAUUCGUGCCCCAGUCCGGGAAGAUCCCACAUGCCGCGGAGCGGCUGGGCCCGUGAGCCAUGGCAGCUGAGCCUGUGUGUCUGGAGCCUGUGCUGCGCAACAGGAGAGGCCACAACAGCGAGAGGCCCGCGUACCGCAAAAAAAAAAAAAUAAAAAAUUAUGUAUUCCUGGUUACUGAGGGAGGAAAUGUGCACUAUAGUGCAAAUCCAUACAGUUACUGGAAAAUUGGUUGAAAAUGCCAUUUUGGUUUAUAAUUAUAUCAUCUUUAAAUGUUGAUACUUUUGAUGCUUUGUAGUACUAGAAAGCUAAAUUCUGCAAGGAAAACAUGUUUAAAGAAGUAAAACAUUUUUAAAAACUGGGAGGACAAAGCAGUAACUUAUAGAUUCAAGUACAUUUCUUUCUGAACUGCCCCAGGGAAAGUAGCAUUGUGGAGGGAAAUGAAAUAUCCGUGCCCUAGGCCAGGCAGAUGGACAGUCAGGAUGACACCAGUAAGUUCAUCUACAGCAUAAAAUGUGUAAAAGCUUCAACUUUACUGCUCAUUUCCAACUACCAUUUUAUUCUUCUGUCAUUCAUGGUUUCUCAAACAUGUCAUCCAUUAUUAAACCCCGUUUCCUCAUUAAUCUAUUCUUAAAACUUCUCCUUGUUGGCUUUUGUAUUCCACUGAAAUAUCCUCAGAAUCAUCAGUGGAUAAAUAUUAAUGCCUUUUCUUAGUUCUUGUCCUUCUAGAUCUAUAUUUCAUACUUGGGAAUUUCCCCUGCAUCUCAGGGAUUCUCCUUUGACUUGUGGGAUCCUUUUUGGUCAGUUUCUUCACUUUUAGCUUUUCUUUGUUGGUCUUUUCUUCCUCUCCACUGAGAAAAUCUCCACGUCUUAAUUUUAUUCACUACUUUUUCUAUACUCCUAUUUAACCAUUGUGAUUGUUUACACUUACCUUCUUAUAUUUGAGUAACUUAAUAUUUCCUGCCCUGUGGGCUGUCUCCCACAGGUACUAUAGGUACCUGUGAACUUUUCCACAGGUACCUAUACAACUUGGUAUUUGAAAACAACUCAUCACUCUGUCCCCAACCCCUGUUUUCCUUUUAAAUAGGCAUCUUUGCUUAACAUCUUUACCCUGAACAGACUCACUACCCUUCAUAUUUCUUAUCCCAAUCUUAAAGUGGUCUUUUAGUCUUUUUCUGGUCUCCAUCGUUCAUGUCCAAAGUCUUGCUAAGUUGUACCAAUUCUUAGUCAGUUUUCUCCUUGAGGCUGGACUUUUUUACGUUUCUGCUAUCCCUUCAUAUCCUUCUCUGCAGAUCCAUAUCAUCUGAGGCCCAGGUUAUUGUAAUUCUUUCUUUUCAGUUUACUUACUCCCAAGAUCCCCACCUUGUAUGCUUCCAAGAUGGUCCUCCUCAAACUCCAUUUUCAUGAUAUCUCAUUUUCACUGAAGAACACCCAGCAAAUAAUUCCUAUCAGAGCAAUGAUGUUCAAAGCUCUCCAUUACCUUGCCCUCCAUACUUAAUCUGCCUCAGCUUCAUUACUGUCUAGCAUAUUCACCUUGAUUUAUCAUGGUUAAACUUCCUGUGACCUUCCACUGUUGUCUUAUAAGCCCUUGCCUCUGUGCCUUUCUCAUGCUGUUCCUUUUGCUUAGAUUUCUCUUUGGCCCCAGCUCAUGUUCAUUACUCCCUUCAAAGCCUAGCUUCCAUUACAUCUUCUGAAUGAGCUCUCCCUGAUGAUUUCAUCUCACACUGAGACCUCCCUUAUUCUGUGCUGCCUCAGCACUGAUCUUUUGAGUUUUUACUAUGGUCCAUGCAGUUACUAAUAUGUUGUUUUGUAAUUAUUUUCUACCAUUCUGUAUUGUAGUUUCACAUUUGUAUUUAUUUCCCAAGUUAAAUUGUAAGCUCCUUGAGGGCAGGAAUAAUAACUUUUACAUUUGUAUCUUUGCACCCCUUAGUGCCUAGAACAGUGCUGAGCACAUAGUAGGCGUUUAAUAAAUGCUUGUCGAAUUAUUGUGUGGAUUAUUUUUUUAUAUACAGAAAAUUUUACACUGCUUUUGAGGAUAUAUGUCUCUUCUUAUUUUGUGCACAGACCCAUUUCCAUUGUACAUCAAUAACUGCCUGUACCUAAGACUAAAGACCAAAAAAUUCAACUUUAGGAGGGUAUGUGUGAAAAGUUGAAAUGUGAAGCUUUCUGUUUGUUUGGUCAGAGUUAUUUAUUGGUUAAGAAAGAAAAUAGGAAACUCUAAAGAUUACUGUUUAUCGUUGCAAAAGUGCUUGAGAAUAGGCUUUUGUAUCUCAAGUUAGACUGGUGGUUCUCAACUGGAGAAAUCUGGCAAUGUCUGGAGACAAUUUCAGUUGUACCUUUAGUGGCUGGCUGGGAUACCACUGGCAUCUAGUGUUAAGGCUGGAGAUGUUGCUAAACAUCCUGCGUGCACAGGACAACCCCCACAACAAAAGAAUUAUCAAAUUCCGUAUGUUUAAUAGUGCCAAGGUUGAGAAACCCUGGUCUAGAUAUAUUUAAGGUAAAUAGGAAAAAGAAGAGAGAUGAAAUACUAGAUUUUUUUUUACAAUUAGAAAAAUUAGCUAUACCAAGCUUUAUGAGAAUCCUAAGUGUUUAUAUAUUUUGUAGUUUGUAAGAUUAGAAAAAGCCUUAACGUUUGGAGUUUACAGCAACAUACCUGUAUGUUUUAAGAUUGCUUUCAGCAUCAAAUCUGCCUCCAUCCUUUAUACCAAGUGGAAGAUGUUGUAGGAGUACAAGUCUAGUUUUAGCCUUCUAUAUCUUGGUUCAUUACAUAAAAUACAAGGUAAAACACUGGGGCCUAUCUCUUGAGCAGGGGGCCUGCAACUUACCAAAGAUUUAGCUUUGGGGACAACACAUGACCCUCGACAGUCCCUUGGACAGCCACUAGACAGGAAUAACUCAACUUCCCAAGGAAACCCCAAGCCAGAACGUUGUCAAAGUUUGCCAAGUAUUAAAACACAUCCCCACUUAAAAAGUUUUUAACAUACUCUGUUAAUCCUACUUAAGAAACACAUGUAGGGGGAAAUAUUAGUAGGAAAUUUAGUUAAUUAGGAAAUUGAGUAGUGUAAAAGAAGACUUUUAAAAAACUAGUCUCCUUUUGUAACUCAAUGGUACUUCCUUCAACAGGUUUAAAGAGUAACAAUCCCAGAGUUAGAAAAAUCAGUUUAUGUAAUACAGCAAAGAAAUAACUGUGUUGAUCUGUUGUGUUUACUCAUACAGUCUAUAGAAUGCUAGGUUUGGAAGUGACUUUUUUUUUUUUUUUUUUUGCGGUACGCGGGCCUCUCACUGAUGUGGCCCCUCCCGCUGCGGAACACAGGCUCCGGACGCGCAGGCCUAGCGGCCAUGGCUCACGGGCCUAUCCACUCCGCGGCAUAUGGGAUCUUCGCGGACCGGGGCACGAACCCGUGUCCCCUGCAUCGUCAGGCGGACUCUCAACCCUGGAAGUGACUUUUGAGAUCAUUUUCCAGCCCGUUAUUCUGUAAAUGAAGGUCCAGAGAGGCCAUGUGGCUUGCACCAGGUCACCCAUUAAGUUAGUGGUACAGGCGAAACUAGAAUCCAGGCUUGCUGAGGCUUUGCCUAUUUCUUUUUUGGCUAGUCAUGACCCUUGUUUUAUGUUCUUGUUUCAUACUGUGCCAUGGGAUGUAUUCAUACUUAUUGCCUCCACUUGUAGUGUUUCAUUUUAGGAAUUAUUCCUUUCAUCAGCUUGUAUGUCCAAACGAGUAUACUGACUGGUGUCUUGAGUUAAAUUCUUUAAUAAACGACUGAGUAGUCCAA
Globicephala melas (long-finned pilot whale) is the source of this 9001-nucleotide messenger RNA. The record is from RefSeq and is a predicted model, not a curated record. Lineage: Eukaryota; Metazoa; Chordata; Mammalia; Artiodactyla; Delphinidae.